This is a messenger RNA of Hibiscus syriacus, 2698 nucleotides long. RefSeq lists its product as uncharacterized. Gene Ontology annotation, cellular component: plasma membrane. The transcript is spliced from 21 exons. The record is from RefSeq and is a predicted model, not a curated record. The coding region runs from base 249 to 2381 and encodes 710 amino acids. Lineage: Eukaryota; Viridiplantae; Streptophyta; Magnoliopsida; Malvales; Malvaceae.
UGUAAUGUCUUAGUAAACACGAGCACUUUGUCCUUCCCUUUCUCCCCGUUCCCCACUCCCACUUCUACUCAUUUCAUUGCCUUUUCCCAUUCCGUAUAUUUUAUUUUUAGUUUUUAGGUUAUUAGGUUAGGGUUCUUCAUGGGGCUAAAAAUAUUUGCAUCAAUCUCCAUAGGCAUGAUCGAGAUUGGGUUUUGAGAUUUUGAUUUUUUAAGAAUCGUUAAAUCAGGGCAGUGUUGAGAGGUAGGGGCAUGGAGAAUGGUCACGAUCGGAAAUUGGCUGAAAAGCUGUCGGGUUUGGCCCUCAACGACAACAACGAUGAUAGCUUGUUUCAGGUCAUGAAAGCUGUUGAGGCCGCCGAAGCCACCAUUAAGCAACAGGCAGAAGAGAACAGUCGGUUGAGGUCCGAACUCCAGAAGAAACUUGAGCAGCUCGAAAAAUAUAAAGUGGAAAGUGUUAACAAUCAAAAUGCUUCUGCAAAGGAAGCUACCGAUACCAUCUUAAAUGGUGCUUUGAAUGCAUUUUCUGCUGCUGCUGCUGCUGCGUCUGAUAAUAAUACGGGUCCUGCUAUUUCUCGUCUCUCUUCGCCCUCUACGGCUACCUCAUUUUCGCCAACCAGGUAUCAGUUAGACGGAGAAUACAGUUCUAGAUUGCCACAGGGUCUCAUACCAAUGGCUAAUUCCAAUUCCAUUUGGAAACAGGAUGCUUCUAUUAAGGGUCGAGAAAAUGAAGAAGAGAUUUUGCAGUUGCGCAAACAGCUUGCUGAAUUUUCCAUCAAGGAAGCACAAAUUCGUAAUGAAAAAUAUGUUCUUGAAAAGCGCAUUGCUUAUAUGCGUCUGGCCUUUGAUCAACAACAACAGGACCUUGUUGAUGCUGCCUCAACAGCUCUCUCUUAUAGGCAAGACAUAAUUGAGGAAAAUAUUCGUCUAACAUAUCAAUUACAGGCUGUGCAGCAAGAAAGAACAACAUUUGUGUCAUCUCUGCUUCCUCUAUUGGCAGAGUAUUCCCAGCAGCCACCAGUUCCUGAUGCUCAAUCCAUUGUAAGCAACGUUAAGGUUCUAUUUAAACAUCUGCAAGAGAAGCUUCUUAUCACCGAGUCAAAGCUAAAGGAAUCACAAUAUCAAUUGACACCUUGGCGGUCAGAUGUCAAUCAUUCCAAUAUUGUUGCCCAAUCCCCAUCUCAUUCCCUUGGUGCAACAUUGACAACUUCAAGCAAAAAUGGUCUUGAAUUGGUUCCACAGUUGGGUUUUCCCCAAGGAAAGGCACAUAUAAUCUCUAAUGCUCAGACAGACUCAACCUGGGAUCUACCUGGUCAGCACCAAGGUGGCUUGGGUGGCGGCAUUGCUUCAACAAAUUUGGAACCUGAUGAUUUGGGAAGGUAUUCACCCAUAACAAGCAGGACUUCUACUGCUAUUGAGGCACCAACACAGCUUGCAGGAGCUCAGGGUGACAUGAAUACCAUGCGAUAUGGUGAAGAAACUAUUAAUAAACAAGUUAAAUUUCGUGACCUUGUUAGCACUAAUGAGAUGGAUUAUCCUGAUACUGAGGGACCCCAGAUUGAAAAAGAACCUACCUCCAAUUGGGAUUCAAGAAACUCACCUUAUAAUGCACAUGAUGACCCUAAUUCCUCUUAUCCUUCUUAUCUGCCACCAGUUCUCGAAGAGCCUUCGUCUUCUUUUUCUGAGGCUGCUGAAGAUGAUCGACUUCCAGCCAUAGAAGGUCUCCAAAUUUCAGGGGAAGCUUAUCCAGGAAGGGAACUUCAGGCGUGUGGAUAUUCUAUUAAUGGAACUACCAGUUGUAAUUUCGAGUGGGUGCGCCAUAUGGAAGACGGAUCUGUUAAUUACAUUGAAGGAGCAAAGGAACCAAACUAUCUUGUUACUGCUGAUGAUGUUGAUACAUACCUUGCUAUUGAAGUUCAACCUUUAGAUAACAGGAAGCGCAAGGGAGAGCUGGUGAAGGUCUUCGCCAAUGAGCACAAGAAGAUCACAUGUGAUCCGGAGAUGCAAGCCCACAUAGAGAAGACUCUUCAUAGUGGCCAAGCUUCAUAUAAAGUUUCAUUUACGACAAGAUAUCUUGAUAUAUGGGAACCAGCUACUUUGACCAUUAAAAGAGACGGUUACAUUAUCAAGUUUAGUGGACCCAAUGGUCCUGUGAUCACUGAAAAGCUUCACCUGACCACUCAGAUUAAAAUUACAUUCGAAGAGCCUACAGAGUUUAUGAUUAUUGGAUCGAAUGGUGUCCAGCGCGUGUUACGAGCAGACAGUAGUUCUCAAGAUAUUAGCCGCUCAAGAGAUACAAUUGUGCUCACCUUGAGAUUAUUUAUUAUACGGCUUUUGCAGGCUGGUGACAGAAGAAAAGGGAAGAAGAGAGGUUUAUUCUUGUAACAAGGCAUCAUAGAUGGUUCAUUCACUGUGCGGUUGAGUUAGAAACCUUGGUAUUGAGAUUGAGUAGAAUAUAUAUUUGAGAAUGCCCCCUGUGGCUUAAAUAGUUAACCUGUUGGGUAGCUAGCUUUAGUGGUCUAAUAUUCUUUACAGGCAGCAAUGUUAAGUUGUAAUUACAUUUUGUAUCGAUAAUUUCCGUCCUCAUUGCUGUCUUCUCUCGCUUAAUCACAAGACGGUGUCAGGGAAUUUUUUUGUAUUACUUUCCGACCCCUUUAGAGGUCAUUGUGUUUGCAGGAAUGGUUGGUAAUUUUUGUGAUAUA